This is a messenger RNA of Varroa destructor (honeybee mite), 3082 nucleotides long. RefSeq lists its product as uncharacterized. Gene Ontology annotation, cellular component: extracellular region. The record is from RefSeq and is a predicted model, not a curated record. Gene Ontology annotation, molecular function: chitin binding. NCBI's taxonomy places the organism in Eukaryota, Metazoa, Arthropoda, Arachnida, Mesostigmata, Varroidae.
UCAAGAUGCUGCUUAGACUGACGAUGCCCCGUUAUUUUCUGAUAUUUGUGCUAAUGGGUUGUACCGAAGCUCGACUGAUGGAGUUGCCGAGCGGUGCAGAACUCCUUGUAGAUCACUUCGAAACUUCUUUUCGGUGCCCUGAAACACUAGGCUAUUUCGCCGACGAGGAUCACCAAUGCAGAGUGUUCCACGUAUGCAAUCCUAUGGUAACCGGCAUGCAGCAGUUUUCAUUCGUCUGCGGUAACCAGACCGUGUUCGACCAGCUCAACCUUGCAUGCUCCCAUCCCGAAGACGCGAUUCCCUGCGAGUACUCGAAACAUUUCUCGUACAUCAAUGAACGUUUUGGAACCGAACACCACCUGCACUAUGACGCAGACAUAGAGCGUGCUGCGCCGUAUGUUCCGAACAAAGCCGACAAGCUCGCGCAGGCACAGUCUCAUCAACAGGAUUACCAAGAUCCAGUGGAGCAAACUAUUCCUCAGGAGUCAGAACAGCAGCACGACUCUACCGCCUCGCAGGCACAAGAAGAUGGUGGAGGAGACUUGCAAAGCCAUCAACGACAGAGCACCUCACCAGGUCACGGACACGACUUUACCGUACAUCAUCCACAAAGCAACCCCUCGAAUGCGCAGUCCCGCAAACAGAAAAGUACUCUGCGAAACUCGAUCAGGAGGCGUCCGAGAGCUAGGAGCAGCUUUUUAAGGCGUGAUCGACUACGAACAUCCGGCAACAUGUGGCAUGCUGUAAUCUUAGUUCUAGCGCUGGCGUACGCUUCUGCCCAGGAAACUUUACACUUACCAGCGGGAGCGGAGCUAAUCAUCGGGUUAGUAAAAACUUCUUUUCGCUGCCCUUUGCAGUACGGUUACUAUGCGGACGUUGAUAACGACUGUAAGAUCUUCCACGUGUGUAAUCCAGUUCCACAGAUUGAUCGAAUUAAAGUGGAAAAGUACUCGUUUAUGUGCGGAAACAUGACGGUGUUCGAUCAACUGAGUCAAACGUGCAUGAUCCCCGAAUAUGCUAUUCCCUGUAGCAGUGCUGCAGACUUUUUCUACCUUAAUAAUAGAAUCGGACAAAGGGACAUAUUUCUCCAUGGAGCUCAGGAUAUUGACAAAGCUGAAAAGUUGGUACCUUUCUACAGUAAAUAUUUGGAAGCACCAACAAGAAAUAAUCGCCCAGCCGGAAAACCUCAAGGCUUUCAGAAGAGGCAUAGGAAUCCGGCCUCGUUCAUUCGAGAAGAUCGGAACGUGACUACUCUCAGCGAAAAGAUUAAUCCAAAUCGUCAGUACGUGCCCUAUAAUGGUGGCCUUCUGAACGUUCGGAAGAAUCCUGCAGCACAAAGACAAUCAUACAAAAAUACUACCAGACGCAAGACCACCCCGUCAUUUGGGUCCUUACCAGGAUAUGGCAACCGAUUUAAUCUAGAUGUGAUUAACUUCCGUGAUGAAAACUUCAGAGUGCGUCAACUAAGUGUAAACGAUGGCCUUGAUUCUCCUGAAGGCAUCCGUAGAAGGGAUCGAGCUGAGAAAAAGUUCGUGACGUCUGUUGAGCGACUUCCCGCUGAGUCUGGUGAGGCCUUCGGAAAAAUAGAUUCGGUCGCAAAUAAAAAUGUACCUGAAGUGGGGGUGAAAAGGGCGAUGCUACGUCCGAUAGUUGCUCCAAAAACUGUGAAAAAGGAUGUUACGAAACAAAAGCGUACAACCGCAACUCCUAUCAAGGAAGUUACACGUAUCAUUGAACCAACUACCGAAUCAACCAAAAGAGCAUCCGAGGGCGCAAGUAAUGCAUUAAUGGCGUCUACGUCAGCUCCUACGUCUAAGAAUAGUUUUCAGACAGAGUCCGAUCAGGCACUACCUAACGAGCCACAAAGUAAUGCUGAUAAGAUGAACCGGUCAAAACAAACGGACUUGGUUCCAACGGCAAAGAAAACCACGCCAGGUAAAAAUAAGAAAGGUACUAUUUUGUCAAAAUCUACAAAGACCACAACGCUAACAAAAAGUACACCCAAACCAUCGUCUGCAAUAGCUUCCACAGAGCAACCGGUCGCUCUCGAAUCCGACACUCAGACUUCAGCGCCUGUUUCAACUUCUUCGGUUAUUUCCGCCAAAGGAGGGCAUAACAUCAGCAGAUUUUCCUUAACCCCCGAAAAGCCCUCUCCUUCAGCACCCGUUGCAUCUAAGCCCGCCCAGGAAAUAACAACAUUGCCUGUGUCCACUGCAACAUCUGCCUCCAGCAGUGCCAUGGCCGAUACCACUUUAUCCACGACAGCAGAACCUACAAUUUUCCUGUCAACGUUACCUUUGCCAACCUCAAAGCCACAAUCAGUUAACACGUCGGAAGAAACUAUUGAUAAGGCAGGCUCUGUGAAACAAAAUAAAACGAGUUCCUUCUUAGUACCUGUCAGCGAAUUACCGAAAGCUAAGGCCAACAAGGCAACAUCGUCAGCAACAACUUUGACUACUGCCAAGCCUAAAGCAAUAUCUGAACAACCAUAUCUUAAAGCUGAUGCUCGUACUGCGAGCCAAGGUAAAACCAGUACGGAUUCUCCCAAGAUCGUAGUGACACUCCCGUCACUUCUGGCCACUUCUAGUACUAUAACAGAACACGACCCUAUGAUCGUAUCGGAUGAACCCAACUUCGAAAAGUCAGAGUAGACACAUUCUACUUAGCGUCUUAUAACUGUACAUUCUAUCCACGUGCCAACUAGCGAACCUCGCUUUAACAAUUAAGCUAAUUUAUUCUUGCCCUUGCCUAGACAAUGUUAUAGAAUUCGUAACCAUGUUUAAGCUCAUCAGCGGACGCUGAUUAUGUCUAGAGCGUUUCUUUAACUAGAAACAUUUUUCUUAGCUUUUCAUCAGAUUGAAGAAGGUAACUGGGUACGCCCUCUGUCUAAAACUGUUACUGUGUAUCUAUAUAUAUUGAAUUUAGAACACAAUAUAACACUCUAUCACGAAAUUCCGACCACAGUGUACAUGUGUCAAACCCAGCCAUUGCGACUUUUCUAGUCCUGUAUAAUGACUGCCUAGAAAUGUCUCGAAGAAAACGUUUCAGUAUAAAAAUGUAAAUUUACAUGUACAUACAUUAG